Molecule: messenger RNA, 1042 nt
Organism: Oncorhynchus masou masou (cherry salmon)
Lineage: Eukaryota; Metazoa; Chordata; Actinopteri; Salmoniformes; Salmonidae
Product: B-cell receptor CD22-like
Exons: 6
Coding region: 2-1042 (346 amino acids)
Source: RefSeq, a predicted model, not a curated record
GAUGGAUCCUACAUCUGUGUCAGAGAGGGAGAAUGUCACACUGAGAUGUAGAACCAACUGUACACUGGACCCCAUCACAGCCUACAGUUGGUAUAAGAAUGGACAGUCUCUACCAAACAGCAACACCUACUCUCCUGUCUAUAUCCUGUUCUCAGUCAGCAGUGAGGAUACAGGCAGAUACUCCUGUUCUGUAGAAGGACAUGAGGAUCUCCCCUCUGCUGAAGAGACUCUCACUGUCACAUAUGGUCCAUGGAACACCUCAGUGUCAGUCAGUCCCUCUGGUGAAUUAGUGGAGGGCAGUUCAGUGACUCUGACCUGCAGCAGUGAUGCCAACCCACCUGUGGACAAAUACACCUGGUACAAGAAGAACGUAACCUCACCAAAAGCAUCAGGACAGAGUUACAGCAUCACUAACAUCAUCUCUGAGGACAGAGGAGAAUAUUACUGUGAGGCCCAGAAUGGAAGAGGAUCUAUGAACUCUACAGCUCUGAUGAUCAUUGUAGCAGGGAAACAGACCUCAGUUCUAACUGCAGCUGUAGGAAUCAUAGUGAUUGUUCUGGGUGUCAUACUGGCUUCAUGUCUCUCUAGACUCAUGUGGUUCAGGAAGAAGGUCUCCAAAACCACCUCUGACACAAGACACACAGCAGGCAAUGAACAGGGAGACUCUAGUCCAGUGUAUGACAACAUCUCAGGCAUGGCCUUCACCCCUACUGCAGCACAGACAGCGGCCACCGUCGACCAAGAUGACAUUCACUUCGCCAGCGUCCACUUCUCUCACUCCAAAAACCAGGAAGUGCCUCUGUACUCCACCGUCCAGCUGCUUCAACCCCAGAAAGAGGAUGAGGAUGUCCAGUACGCUGCUGUGAAUUUCAACCUCCCCAGUGCUGCCACCUGGUCCACGGUGGUACAAGCAGCUGAGGAGGAUCCCUCUGUUCUCUACAGUACAGUCAACAAACCCAGAACCAAGAAGUCCUUAACACUGAAAAUAACAAACCCAGAACCAAGAAGACCUGAAAAUAACAAACCCAGAACCAAGAACUGA